Messenger RNA from Prorocentrum cordatum, 166 nucleotides. Lineage: Eukaryota; Dinophyceae; Prorocentrales; Prorocentraceae. The record is from the annotation of a GenBank genome assembly.
GUGGCGGCCAUCACCAGCGACCAUGUCCUGGACCACAGGCGCGGUCUCCAACCUCGCGAGGAAGUUCGACUUCCUCCAGGACCGCGCCCAGCGGAGGCCGAUCCGCGAGGUUGGAAUGGACAUUCCGUCGGACCCGGAGAAGAGAAAUAGCAUCGGCCACUUGAAG